Messenger RNA from Nicotiana attenuata, 1789 nucleotides. Its product is annotated as probable E3 ubiquitin-protein ligase RHC2A. Gene Ontology annotation, molecular function: ubiquitin protein ligase activity. Lineage: Eukaryota; Viridiplantae; Streptophyta; Magnoliopsida; Solanales; Solanaceae. The transcript has a single exon. Gene Ontology annotation, biological process: protein ubiquitination. The coding region runs from base 289 to 1386 and encodes 365 amino acids. The record is from RefSeq and is a predicted model, not a curated record. Gene Ontology annotation, cellular component: cytoplasm.
AUUGUCUCCAUUUCCCAACAAAUCUUAUCUCCCAUCUUGACUUGUCUAUCUCUCUCUCUCGCUCUCUUGUACCUUAGUCGGAAAUUAGUCCCACAAUGUAUGGAGUAUAAUUUUCAGUGCUUUAAGUUUGUUUAUGAAUUAGAGUUUCCUUGUGUAUGAACAAACGAUUUUAUCUUUGUGAAUAUCGUGUUAAGUUUGGAUUUUAGGGAUUCUUUUUGUUCAAUUUUUCAGAUCUGAUAUCGGAAUUGGGAAAUUUUAUUAAUUCUUGACUUGAUUUUAGGAAGUAGGAUGUCGAUGUCGUCGAAUUAUUGGUGCUAUAGAUGCAAUAGAUUUAUUACAGUACGGAACCAAGAUUCAAUCACAUGCCCCAACUGCAACAGUGGGUUCGUCGAAGAACUGGUCGAGACUCCCAACAGAUCCCCACUGUCCGCUUCUCGACGGCGUCGUUUCCCUGCAGUGGCUUCUGAUUCAGGUCCAACUCUUCAGAGGAGCAGGAGAAAUGGUGGUGAUAGGUCACCCUUUAACCCUGUCAUCGUCCUCAGAAGUCCUUCCCGUGGCGGUGGUACUGGCGGUGGUGAUGGUGGUGGAGGGGCUGCAGGAGCAUUUGAGCUGUAUUACGGAGAUGGAUCUGGGUCGGGUUUGAGGCCCUUGCCUGCAAGUAUGUCGGAGUUUCUACUUGGAUCGGGCUUCGAUAGGCUUUUGGAUCAGUUAGCACAGAUUGAUGUUGGAAGAAUUGAAAAUCCACCAGCUUCGAAAGCUGCAAUCGAGUCAAUGCCAACCAUUGAGAUUGUCCCUUCACAUGUGGAUGUAGAAUCUCACUGUGCUGUUUGUAUGGAGUCCUUCGAGCUGGGAACUGAGGCUCGCGAAAUGCCCUGUAAGCAUUUAUAUCAUUCCGAUUGUAUUCUACCAUGGCUGUCACUGCGGAAUUCUUGCCCUGUUUGUAGACAGGAAUUGCCCACCGAGAGUGGUGGAGAUUCAAAUGAGCAAAAUAGAAAUGUAGGACAUGAUGAUGAAGCUGUUGGUUUAACAAUAUGGAGAUUGCCAGGAGGUGGAUUUGCGGUCGGGAGGUUUGGGAGGAUGGUGGGUGGGGAGCGAGAGCUGCCUGUUGUAUAUACAGAGAUGGAUGGAGGGUUCAAUAGCAAUGGGGUUCCGAGAAGGAUUUCAUGGGGUUCUGGAGGAGGGAGAGAGUCGCAGCAAAAUGGGGGUUUGAGGAGACUAUUUUGCAGUUUCUUUUCAUGUUUUGGGGGGGCUGCUUCAUCCAGCUCCGAGACCUCUGGUUCAGAUUUGAGGACAAAUCGUAACACAAGUGGUUCAUUGUCAUCUGUUUUCAUCUCUACAUCAAGAAGGCGUAGGGACUGGGACUUUGAAACUAACACUGAAGCUUGAUGUUAAAUUUUGUAGAGAUAGCGAAAGGUGGAUGACAAGUUUAUCAUCCGUGUAAAUAACUACCUAAUGCGAACUGUUGUUUUCAUUGAUGGGCUUAGCAAUUGUAUGAUGGAGAUUUCUGCAAAUGAAUCGGAGAAGCUAAUGCAGGAGAAGAUGAAAUUUGGAAGAUUAGAGUUAGCAUUCGCUAGUGGGCAGAAGGUACACGGACUCACGUACCACACUGCCUUUGAACUUAGGAAUGCCUGCAGUGUUUUCUUUUUAAUUCGAUCUUUUCUCUUUUGGCGUCAAGUUUAGGUAGCUUGUAGUUUGUAUUCCUGUUAAUUCCAUCAUGCUUGCUCUUAAAAGUAUUUCAUUGUUCAGUUGCAACCUAUGAAGCUUUUAUAAAGUCUGAGUUUUCUUGUCG